CCGGUGUCGCGCUGGCGGCGGAGGGGGAAGGGGCGCCGCGCGUGCGCAGCGCCGCGGGGCCGGGGAGCGCCGGGGGGCUCCGCCGCCGCCAUGACCAACGUGUACUCGCUGGAUGGGCUGCUGGUGUUCGGGCUGCUGCUGGUCUGCACCUGUGCCUACCUGCGGAAGGUGCCGCGGCUCAAGGCCUGGCUGCUCUCCGAGAAGCGUGGCGUCUGGGGCGUCUUCUACAAGGCCCAGGGCACCUUCUGCACCCACCCCGGCUCACGCCACUCUGCCCUGACCCCCCAGCUGCUGUCAUUGGCACCCGCCUGCACGUGGCUGUGGCCGUCUCCUGCGUCCUCAUGGCUUUCUACGUCCUGGUGGUGAAGUGACCCCGUGGGGACCCGCCGGUAACGGCGCCGACAACCAGCGACCUCGGUACUGACCCCAGCCACCCUGCCACCAGCCUGGACCCUGCCUGUGGCAUCCCUGGGGACACGCCAUGGCCCGGCACCCGGCUUAAACCCACCUCAUCUCCCUCGGCAGGGCCCAGCGGCCGUGGGUGCCACCGGGCCACCUUUGAGCUGCUGGAACAUGAGUUCCCGGCUGCGCAGUGGGGCCGCAGGCGAGGGGCUCAGUUUGCCAGCCCCUCGGUGAGGGGGGGGGAUCCGGCUGUACCCCCUGAGCGCCUUCUGCCCAUGCCGAACACUGUCCUGGCAGGACCAUGGCCGCCGCAGCUCACGGAGGAUGGUGCAGCCUCCUGCUGUGGGGGACUGGGGGGGCCGGGGGCGGGCAGGGACCCUCCUCACCAGCGGGAUUUGCCUACAUUCCUGGGAGCGUGCAGGGUCCCUUGGUGGGGGUCUCCCCCGCAGCUGCAGCAUUUGUAACCCCCCGGCUGGUAAAUGCCGGACCACAAUGUGCAAAUAAAGUGGGGGUUCCCCUGUGGGCA
Molecule: messenger RNA, 928 nt
Organism: Falco peregrinus (peregrine falcon)
Lineage: Eukaryota; Metazoa; Chordata; Aves; Falconiformes; Falconidae
Gene: TMEM167B
Product: transmembrane protein 167B
Exons: 3
Coding region: 91-366 (91 amino acids)
Source: RefSeq, a predicted model, not a curated record